This is a messenger RNA of Aureobasidium musti, 3888 nucleotides long. The record is from the annotation of a GenBank genome assembly. NCBI's taxonomy places the organism in Eukaryota, Fungi, Ascomycota, Dothideomycetes, Dothideales, Saccotheciaceae.
AUGACGGUAGACGAUGAUGACCUCGAGCGGCGCCGAUAUCAGGCGCCGUACAGCACACACCGACCUAUACCAACCAUUCAAAAGUACCAACAAGAGAAGGAGAAGCGUCAAGCGAAUGCUGCUGGUGGACCCCCACCGCCCAGUGGACAAGAAGAUGAGCAGGAAGACCCCGAUAGCGCGAAUCGAUACCUGUAUUCAAGAGAGCACAGCAAUGCCGGUUCCGACAAUUCAGAUCUCGACAACCCAGCGCACGAGAAGAAGGAUCGUACCCAACAGCUGAAGAAGAAGCUGGUCGGUGGUGGUGUACAUGAGUCUGCAGAUUUGAUGAACGAUACGUCUGAGGCUCCUGCUCAAGAUCAAGACCCCAAGACACGACGCAAAGCUAUAGGCAAGAGCAAACGCAAAGGCGAGCGUGCCUAUCGAGAGGUUACCGACCCCGUUACCCAUCUCCCUGUGCGCAUUCAUGACUUGCAGCCCGGAGACUUGAAGAGGGUCCCUGAAAACCUAGGGCCACCAGGCUCAGAAUCCAGGUCGGCGACUGGUCUGGCCAACAAGAGAAAGAGUGAGGACAUGCUGGCAGAUGAGACGCAAGAGAUCGGAAGACACCAUGCCGCCCUCGAGAACCUCUUUCCACCGCCGGACUUUGACGAGAUCAGGAAUCGCAUGAACAAGAUACAAAAGCUAGGAAUAACAAUCGGUGUGGUGGCUGUCUUUGUCGCCAUUGGUUUGUACAAGACUAUCGCUGUGUUCUUCUUCGAUCGCAACGAUGCGCAUGCUGGGGUCUCCUGGAGCUUCAUCUGGCCAUAUCUCUCCAGUGGCUUCGCUACCAUUAUGCUAGUUGCGCUUACGGUCGCUGUCAUACUCUGGAUCCAGAAAUGGACCGACAGACAAGUCCACAGGUUAUGGGAAGAAGAAAUCUGGCACGCCGACAAGCAUUCGGCAAAAAGUCAAGAUGGCAAGGAGGAGACAACACAAUGGCUCAACAACAUCCUGACCUCUCUCUGGCCGCUUGUCAAUCCAGACCUGUUCAUCUCUCUGGCUGAUACACUCGAGGAUGUCAUGCAGGCUUCGCUUCCGUCAGUCGUUCGCAUGGUUAGCAUUGAGGACCUUGGCCAGGGUAGCGAGUCCAUGCGUAUUCUGGGUGUCAGAUGGCUUCCUACCGGUGCCGCAGCACGUUCAGUCGGUGCCGAUGGCAAACUCGCACCAGAAGCAAAGGAAGGACGCAGUGAUCGCAAUGUGCCUGGUCAGUGGCAGGUUGAUGACAACGCAUCACCCGACCAGAGUCAGGAUCUUGAUCAGACUCAGGGCCCUAAAAAGACGAACACUCAGGAAGAGGCAGACGAUAAGCAGAUUGCCGAAGGCAUGGAGGCCGAGGAAGGUGAUUUUAUCAACCUCGAAGUUGCCUUUGCCUACAGGACUCGUUCUACUUCGAAGAAAUUCAAGGACAGGGCCAAGCAUGCUCAUCUGUACAUCUCUUUCUAUCUUCCAGGAAACAUCAAAAUUCCGGUGUAUGUCGACUUGAGAGGCUUUGUCGGCAUUAUGCGCUGCCGAUUACAGCUUACUCCGGAUCCACCGUUCUUUGCUCUAUGCACUUUCACCCUUCUCGGACAGCCCAAUGUCGACGUGGCAUGCACUCCGCUGACCAGAAAGGGCCUGAACAUUAUGAAUCUGCCAGUCAUCUCGCACUUUGUGCAAACCGCUGUUGAUGCCGCUGUGGCAGAAUACGUCGCGCCCAAGAGUAUGACCAUCAACCUCCAAGAUAUGAUUGCUGGUGAAGAUUUCAAGAAAGACACUAGGGCGAAAGGUGUCAUAAUCGCCAAGAUCAAGCGCGCCUUCGAUUUCAAGGAAGGAGAUCCUGCUGUCCCAUUGAUCAGAGAAGGAUCGGCAGAUCCUUAUGUGACGGUAGGCUGGGCCAAAUUCGUCAAGCCAUUGUGGUCAACACGCGUCAUCCUGUCUGAGAUGAAUCCUUCUUGGGAAGAAACUGCAUUCAUUCUGGUCACUUCCGACGAGUUGAAUGUAGACGAGAGACUUCGUGUGCAGCUCUGGGAUAGUGACCGCUUUACGGCAGACGAUGAUCUUGGUCGUAUAGAGAUGGACCUCAAGGAACUAAUCCAUAAUAAGGAAACAAGAGGCAGAAUGUCCGAUCGUGUUGAUGGCUUCAAGGCUCUGCAUGCUGGUGAAGGUCUUCCUGGCAAGCUUGAGUGGAGCGUCGGUUACUUUCCAAAGGCUCACAUCAUCGACGAGCAACUCAAAAGACAAACUGAGGAUUCGGAAAUUCGCUCUAGAGAUGCGCUGGAGAAGAAGGUUGAAGAGUCUGCCAACCGCAAGCUGCGUGAAGCGAAGAAGGACGAGAGCAGAGAAACUGAGCAGCUCAAGCUACAGCAGUACAAGGAGGUCGAAGAUUCAAUGAUCAUAUCUGCACCACCUCUGGAAAGAUACCCCAGCGGUAUACUAGCCAUCCAAAUUCAUGAAGCUACUGGAUUGGAAGUGCGCGCUCACCACAACGCUGCUCGUUACAACGAUGAACCGGAACCGAGUGGAUUCGAAGAGCAGGGCGAUGAACUUCCAUCUUGUUACUGCAACAUCAUUCUCAACCAUCAAAAGAUAUACCGCACGCGCGUCAAGCCCAAGAAUGCAAAGCCNUUUUUCAAUGCAGGCACUGAGCGUUUUAUCCGCGACUGGAGGACUGCCGAGGUCUACAUCAGCGUGCGAGAUGCUCGUGUGCAUGAAGACGAUCCUGUCAUGGGCAUUGUGCGUCUGCCAUUGAUUGACGUUCUGAAGGAUCGCUCUCAAGUCAAUGGCAGUUAUCCUCUGUACGGUGGUGUAGGCUAUGGUCGCAUUCGAGUCAGCAUGGUGUUCCGCUCCGUGGAGAGCCAAUUGCCCAAAGAGCUGCUGGGUUGGGACUGGGGCACCCUUAUAGUCAAUCCACGUAUCACUUCCGGCUCGAGCUUCCCCACCGACCUCCAAGGCUGUCGCAUCAAGAUUCAGACUGCCAUCUCCGUCGGCCACAUGAAAGCACAUAAAGAUGAGCAUUCAUGGGCAAGCCGCCACAAUAAUGGUCUUCAUCUAGGUGUCCGCCGCCGCUAUGCCAGCUGUUUGAUAGUUCAAUUCCGCAAAGACACCUCUUUGCGCGACAAGACUGCCGCUUUUGCUGUUCUCUGGCUUUGUGACAUCUCCGACAACGAAGACCUCUCUCUGACCUUACCAGUCUGGAAAGGUGACCUCAAACGCGCCACAACCUGCAAACUUGAUUCCUAUGGCGACAGAGUCGGCGAAAUACAGCUUAAGCUCAAGUUCUGCAGAGGACUGAGCAGAUACCACAAACGUCUUUCAAAGCACGACAAACACCUCAGCGACGUCUUCGAAGUCGUCGAAACUGCAAGAUUCCAGAUGGCAAACAACGAACAGGACGACCCAGGGGCUGUCAAAAACAAAGACAUCAAAGAAAAGGCACUCUCAGAUUCAACAGGCGCAAACAACGGCACUGACCCCCAUGCCGAAGGCGAUAGCAGUAACGAAGAAUCCGCCGACUCUUCUUCCUCAUCUUCCUCAGGCUCAGACACUGAAUCUGAAAACAAACCCUCCCACGCCCACCGCAUCAAGAAGAAGCUCUCCAAUACCCGUCACCGCAGCAUCUCCAAACUGACCACCGGCACCGAUGAUGAUAAGAUGACCCGAUCUAGCGAGGGCAGCAGAAAUGUGAUGGACUCGUACCACGAGUACAGGGAGCACAGCAAACAGAUCAACAGACGCCACAGAGGUGUCAUGCAGUUCAAGAGUGCCAGAACUAUGUGGUGGAUGAAGCACAAAGCUGAACACUUGCAAGAUCGCAUCAGUGGAAUCUUCGAGCAUCAUGAGAGGACAACAGGAAUUGAGAGCGAGGCUUGA